AUGGCAAACAACCCUGCAUCCUCCCAACCUCCCAAGAGGGACUCGUCCUCCGACUCGUCCCCUGACGCAUCCACCUCUCGCACAAAUGCACACGAUCAAAAGACCGACGUUGACUCUGACUCCAAGGGCACCUCUGCUAGGGAAGAAGUCAAGAUCUACAAGGCCAUCUCCCGAGUCCACCGUGCUUGCAACGCUUGCCGCAAGCAAAAGGCAAGAUGCGAUGGGCCCGAAAACCCGCCUUGCCGCAGAUGCAAGCAGGUCGGCAUCGAGUGUAUCUUUGAAAAGCCGCCCAAGGAAUCAACUCCCUCCAACGCCGCAGCUCCUGAUACCGGUGCCAGUGCAGAUCGCAUCCGCAUCUUGGAGACGCAAAUGUCCGGCAUGCAGAGCAUGAUCUCGGAACUCGUCGCUUCUAUCAAGGCUAAUACGAGCGCCAUGACUGCUUCACCAUCUCAGAGUCUGCCGCCACCGCAUCCAUCGCCUCGCGAGUCGUCCGUAUCUUCAAGCUCGCCUCACUCAGCACGCGCUUCAAGGCCAGAGCCGUACCAUUCGCAUCGCCAGCAAAGCACUCCCCUUCAGCAGCAUCCGUAUGCCCCUCCACCGCAUCAUCGAAAUUCACAGCAUCCGAUUUCGCCAUCUGCAGAUUCCAUUCAUAGGUAUCCUUCAGAUGGUACAGUUGGCUCCGGUCAUCCGCAGCGCCGCCCGGCUUAUCCUCCCGCAAAUCGCUCGUAUGGCAGCAGCAGCAGCAUCGUCGGCAUCUCGUCUAACUCUAUGGCAUCUGCGCCCAUUCAUGCUCCGUCCGGAUACCCGCUUCAGCAGCCACCCUCGUUCCAGACCACGUACGGUCAUCCCCCGUCUAGGAACGACGCUAUGCUUCUCCAGCAGCAGCCCGAAUCUGAAUCGUUCGAUAGCACUUCUCACCAUCAUAGCGUGUGGAAUGCCGGUGCGAAUGCCUCUUCUUCUUCUUCAAAGUCCCUGCCGGCCAACACCCAUGCUAGACGUCCAAGCGGCUCGCGAGUUGGGUUCAGUCAUGAGGAUCGAGGUCGGUCUUCACAACCGUGGCAGCACUCGAACCUCACUGGAUCUCCAUCCUCUGCAGCACCAGAUACGGCUGCUGGAAUUGCUUCAACUGGAACUUCGUCCGCAUGGAUGUCUUCAUCAGCUACAUCUAGCCAUCAGCCACGCCGCUCGAGUCGUCCCCGCUGGACUUCCUCCGAUCGCGCGGGCAGCCACACUCACAGCUUGGACCAGAAUCUCACGCCUUCCGACGGCCCCACGGCAGGCGAAGAUGGCGAGCCACGCGAAACUGAUAUUAGCAACGACCAGCUCAGCGCGCCUAUCGAAGCGCUCCGGGGUCUUGCUGACGCUGCUGCCGCCGCUGCGGAAUCCGAGGGUCACACCUCGAACGACUCUAGCGAUGAAAAGCAAACGGAAGCUGACAAUGCAGGUGGGCGAUCCAAGCAGCCUGAUUCGGCUGCGACUCCAACGCUUCAGCUCGUGGAUGAAGGCGGCAAUCGCAGCGCGCUUGCUAAGCAGGAUGAUGACUCGCCAGAUGCGAUGGGCAAGUCGCCUCGUAAGAAGAGGCGACGCAAUACUCAUGCUGACUCGCCAGGUUCUGCGGCUGCAAGUGGCGUCGGUAUCGAGGGUAAGGCUGGCGGUGCUGCUACAGGUGCGUCUGCAACAGCCGCUGUCAAUGCCGGAUCCAACCCUGCUUCGGCCCUUUCGCCUUCGAGCAUAAGUCGGUCAGGCAGGAUGGAAGCGCCUGGUCUCGUGUCAAGUGUGCCCGGCGAUUUGGUCACCCUCGGCUUGGUCAACGAGACCGAUGCGAUGCGUCUCUUUGAAACGUUCCAGAAAGGUGUGCCCAAAUUCAUCUCCAUCUUCCACCUGGAAGACGAACCCAUGACUACCGAAGAAGCCUACCACCACGUGCGCACCACAUCGUACUUCCUCUUCAAUGUCAUGCUUGCCAUCGGGGCCAAAGUGGAAUGUGGUGGCAAGAGUCCAAGCCGUCUGUACCAGACGUGUAUGGCGCAGGCGAAGCGGAAUGCCAAGGAUACCAUGUUCAGCCCCGUGGCGGGCAAAGCGGCCGUGCAGGCGAUGGUGUUGCUUGCUGCGUACAGCGAAAAUGGCUGGCUUUCGUUGGGUUUGUCGAUCCGAAUGGCGCAGGAGCUGGGACUGGAUCGGUCGUUCCAGAAGCUCAUGUCGGCGCUGCCUUCGUCGGGAUAUGUUCGCCAUCCACAACCGCCGCCGCCUCCAAAGCAUUUGACGUUCUACCACAACUCCCCAUCGUCGCAUUACACGGGAUCGCCGACAGAUGUCAACUCGGUCGGGGGCGAGUCGGUGGAUGGCAAGAACGGUGGGCCCGCCAAUGCUGCGGGUGCGAAUGCGGUUGCUGCCAAUGCGGCGGCGAACGGGAAUGCGGACGCUGCGGCCAAACGCGAGCUGGACGAGCUGAAGGACUUGGCGCGCGGCUCGAGGCUGUGGUUCUUCCUGUUCCUGUUCGAUCAUCAGGCGUCGUACGGUGCCGGACGGCCGGCGAUGCUGUCCAAGCACUACGUGCGCAACUGCCGGGCGUUCUUGAACCUCAACUAUCCACUCACGGUGAAAACGGAUGCGCGCUUUAUCAGUACGUUAGAGCUGCUGAUUAUUCGCGAGACACACUACGAUGCUAUGGCGCCGUACGACCAGCCGGUGGACGCUCGGAUGUUGUCGAAGAUGCGCAAGGUGACCGAGGAGCUGAACGAGUGGCAUCAGUACUGGUCGGGCGACUUCGAGGGGCGCGGUUACAACCAGGAUUCGUUCUUCCAGCAGUCCCUCGUGCUGCAGUGCGCGAGUGCUGAGCUGUACCUCUCGUGUACAGCGCUGCGCGGCAUCCGGGAUGCCAACGACGCCGAUCAGAUGGGUCCCGAACAGAAGGAGCUCAUCAUCCAGGCAACGAGGGCAGCAGAUACGUGCCUGAGCAUCUCGGUGAAUGCGAAAGAGUACCGCGAGAUGCUCGGGUGGGCCCCACACUACACGCACGUCACCGCUGCGUUCGCGUGCGUGUUCCUCAUCAAGAUUGCGCGUCUCUUCCCGCGCCAGGUCGACACGUAUGGGAUCUUCAGCAAUGCGGAGCGGCUCGCGAGCAGGCUGGCAGAAGUACCGGCUGGCAAGUAUGCGAGGGUGAUCCGCAUUCUGUUGGCACAGGCGUGGAAGAAGAUUGCCGAUCUGAGUCCUGCGAUUGGACUGUAUGCCGCGCUGGGCGCCGAGGCGACGAGGCCGGGGGCUAUCACUCCCGCGGAGAUCAAGACCGGCGGGCCGAGCGAUUCGGGGAUCAGCUUGUUGUACAAGUUGUUGCAGGAGUACCAGAGUGGGCAGAUCGACGGGGAAGCUGAGGAGGGCUCGGCAGCGGCGGCGACUGCGAAUGCGAAUGCGAAUACGAAUGCAGGCGGUGGCGGUGGUGGAGACGUACCUAGCGGAUCAGGGGCGCGUACGCCGGGGUUCAGUGAGCUGCUCAGUAGCGGCAGAUGGUUGACGGCGGGGAUGGCGUCGCCUUCGGUCGGGGCUGGGGGGUUGUUUGGUGGAUUGGGUGCCGCUGCGGGGGGUUCUGGGACACUGUCGCCGACAAAGGCCGGGUUGGGAGGGAUGUUUUCGCAUCGUGGGAGUAUCAGCGGAAUCGACUCGGGUCUCGGAGGUGUUGUAGGGGCGAAUGGCGGGGUCGGGGAUGGAGUUACGUGGUCGUCGUUCCUUGCUCCUCAUACGCCCUUUGAUCCGUCGGCGGCGAAUGCUCACAGCGGCAGUGGAGGCGGAGGCCACCAUCCGAUUCAGUUGCCGCUGUGGAUGCAGGAGAGUACCGGUGCUACUGCAGCGGCCGAUAUGGGAGGGUUUACCGGCGAGAGUAAUACAGAGGCACCCAAGGCUUCGCCGGCACAGGCGAGGAGUUGGGGACAUCAGGAUCACUAUCAGUCGCCUAUCCCACAUAGUGGUAGCUAUACGUCGCCCAGUUACCAGACGCCGCAAUCGCAGAUGCAGCACGGUCGGCAUGACAAUGGGAAUGGGAAUGGCCUGCUGGGGGCGCAGAUGCCGCAUGGAUCGCAGAGGGGGUCGACCUCGUUAGGUGUCCCGCCGUCGCCGUCGCAGGUGGCGCCGCCGCCGCAGCAGCAGCAGCAGGGGCAGGGACAGGGACAGGGACAGGGACAGCAAGGGCAACAAGGUCAGCAGCAGGGUGUGGCAGCGGGUGCUGGAGGAAACAUGUUCGCCGCAUCGACGAACUUUGAUAGCGUGCUGUCGGAUCUAGGGCUGCCUCUGGACGGCUUGGACGGCCUGUUUGUCGAUCUGCCCAUCAAUGCGGGUUCUACUCAGAGCGGGUAUUCGGUGUAA
This is a messenger RNA of Sporisorium graminicola, 4356 nucleotides long. RefSeq lists its product as uncharacterized. Gene Ontology annotation, cellular component: nucleus. NCBI's taxonomy places the organism in Eukaryota, Fungi, Basidiomycota, Ustilaginomycetes, Ustilaginales, Ustilaginaceae. The transcript has a single exon. The coding region runs from base 1 to 4356 and encodes 1451 amino acids. Gene Ontology annotation, biological process: DNA-templated transcription; regulation of DNA-templated transcription. The record is from RefSeq and is a predicted model, not a curated record. Gene Ontology annotation, molecular function: transcription cis-regulatory region binding; zinc ion binding; DNA-binding transcription factor activity, RNA polymerase II-specific.